AGUUGCUUAGAAUAAUGCAUGGGAACUGAUUGUUUCCGAUGAAUUUCAUGGCAAAUAAUUCUGAACUCAGUUAUGCGACUUCAAUUAUUCUUGCGACAUUCACUUCUGCGUCGUCACUUCUCCGCUGAAAGGUUUGAUGGCAGAAUUCCUUUGGAAUGUUUGCAAAAAACAGUCUCUUUUCGGGAGGAUCGACAAGCUCCUCAGGUUGAAGUCCGUAUUCCAUUGAAAGCUGAUUGGAUCCCAACGAGAAUAGCGGAAGAUCUAAGAUUACGUUAUCCACACAGAAUUGAUCGGAAUGGUCUAUUGGUGAUUGAAUCAUGUCGGACUUAUUCAGAGCAGCUGAAUAUGGCUGAUUGUAUCGAUAAAUUACGCAGCGCAAUGCUGGAAUGUCAGGCGGUUUUGGAUGGUGUGAAAAACCAUGAUGCAAAAUUAGACUCAAGAGUCGAAGUGAAACUUGAUAUUAAGCGACGACUUGCUGCAUUCGAAAGCAAAGUAUAGGUGUCAUUAUUCCCGUUUAUUUAUGGGUGUACUUUCCAAUAUUUCCUACGAUUCGGUUACUUUAUCACGAACAUGGCUACUCGUAUUCCGAUGAAUAUCGCCGAUAAUUCUAAUCGAGUUAUAGUGAUACCUUUGGUGCAACUCGAAAUUUAGCUAUUAUUAAGGAAGUUUCUAUUCCUUGAUUUUCCUUUUUUAACACACAUGGAGCUGCUCCUUUCUGAUUUGCAGAAGAAUUUGUUAUGUAUCGUGG
Loa loa (African eye worm) is the source of this 748-nucleotide messenger RNA. RefSeq lists its product as hypothetical. The record is from RefSeq and is a predicted model, not a curated record. The transcript is spliced from 3 exons. Gene Ontology annotation, cellular component: mitochondrial large ribosomal subunit. Bases 73 to 498 code for a protein of 141 amino acids. Gene Ontology annotation, biological process: mitochondrial translational termination. Lineage: Eukaryota; Metazoa; Nematoda; Chromadorea; Rhabditida; Onchocercidae.